UGGCCCCCAGGCCACAGGGAGGCCCCACCCACUGAGUGGGUGCAGAUGGAGACCCUCUUGUCUGCUGUGCCUCAGGCUGCAGAGCCACAGAGGGGUCUUCCCAAGUCCCACACCUGGAGGGCAGGGAGGCCAGGGGCUUGUGGCCCUAACCCAACUCCUGACACACAAGGACCAGCCGGCCCGGGGCCACCUCUGCAGGCAGGAGAAGGCCUCAUUGUUCCCCUCUCCUGGCAGAAUGAGGACUGGGUGUGCCCAGGGCUGGAAAUAAAUGCUCAGUAAAUCCCUCUCUUGGGAGCCCUGAUCCCAAGGGACAAAGGGCCUGUGUUGAGUCUCCCUGUACGCGGGCUCAGGGCCAGCACUUGGGCCAGGGCAGAUGGAGGGUGGGAGAGGGGUGCCUCCCACCAGGUGGGCUUCUUCCCCAGGUCAGGCAUGCAGGUGAAGAGGGGUGUCGUGUGUGCAUGCCCCCCGCGUGCAGGAGAGUCUGGGCAGUGUGUGUCUGGCUGCAUGUGUAUGCAUGCAUCUUCAAGUGCACGUGUGUGAAUGAGCAUGUGUGAUCCCCAUGUUCGUACCAUCUUAACCUCCCCUCCAGUGUAUACUGUCUCUGCCUCCUAGUGCCCCCAACCCCAGCUGGUGCUUCUGGAGUCCUGGCCCAGAUGACUCUCCUUCUGGGCACCAAACCCUGUCAGCCUGGAGUUAGAAAGAAGGCCUCUGAACUGCCAGCAAAACAUGGAAAGGCGCCCUCAGGCUGGGCUGGGGCAAGAACACAGCCCCUUUGUGCCACCUCUGAGCUCCUGCCUCCAAGAGCUGUGCUGGCCAAGGGCUUGGCCUCUUCCACCUCCACCUCCCUGAAGGAGGUUCCUCCUGAGAGGGGCUCCUCUUACCCUCCCCCAGCCUGGGGUCUGCUUCCCUCGAAAUCAGAGGAGCGCUUGAGGGGGUGCAGAGAGGUGCAACUGGGGCCUCACCUUGAAACACUAGUCAGUAGGAACCCAGCCCUGAUCAGCCUCUCCAGGGAGAUGGUACAGGCGCCAGAACAAGGGCCAGGUGCCAAGGCUAAUGUGCUGCUCUGCUCCUGCCCCGUCAGGGCUGGGGGGUCACGGGGAGCCCCCUUCCUGACUGUGCCAUCCAGCACCAGGUACAGGGCUAUGGUGGUUCUUUGGGAAUAGGUAUUGACCAGGAGUGGGUGGACAUUUUGUGUGAAGGGCCAGAUAGUAGAAUUUUAGGUUCAGGGGCUGCAGGUCUCUGUCACAGCCAUGUGAGCUUCUGUGCAAGCAUGAAGGCAGCCACAGGCCACAUGCCAAUGAGCGCACGGCGGCUGUGGGCCAAUGAUGCUUGACUUAUGAACUGGGGCAUGGGAAUUUCAAAUAAUUUUCAUGGACCACAAGACAUCGUUCUUUAGAAUGUUUCCUAAGAAUGUUAACAUGAAGGAGACAUUCUUUGCUCAUGGGCUGGGCAGAGGUGCCCAGGUGGUGGUUGGCUGGGCCGUAUAUCCCCACCCCUGGCGCAGGCCCUGGUUCAAGUCAUUAAAGUCCUGCGCCUCUCGCAGCCCCUGCCCACCCUCAUCCUGUUGAGACCAGCGUCCCCGUUCCUGGCGAGCCAGCACUUCCAGAGUCAUUCUGUGCAUGCGCAAAGCCCUUCUCCACACCCCUCUGCCUGGGAAGCAUGUGGGGUCCAGACACAUUGGUCUUCCACCCUGUUUCCCUGGGGGAUGGGUGUGCAGUGGGAGCGUCCCCCACUGUCUCCACCCAAGUUUUCCAAAGCCAGGGAUCCACCACCGGGGCUCUCGGCAUCUCCAGGUGGACGCGUCUAUGAUUUGUCAGCUUUUGCUCUUUCCAAAAAUUAACGUGGUACAGUCUCCCCCAAGGCAUAAAGUCUAAGGGUCAGGGAAACUGGCCCCGGGGGCAGGAUCUCAGCUCCUCACAGCACCGUCAAGGGGAGGUUCUACUGUUAUCCACACAGAACAGAGGCCCAGAGAGGUGAAGCAAGUGCCUGCAGAUCCCAGCCCAGCUACAUAAGGAAGCCAGGAUGGACCCGCCUCUGGCUCCAGGGUCCUGUGUUGGUGAUCACGGCUCUGUGGCUGUUCCGAGUGGUCACGGGCCCUGCAGAGCUUCAGUCCCUGGAACACACACGAAAGGUGUCCUGAGGACACGCAUGGAACUGCGUUUGAGCUGCAAUCUGUCCCCUGAUUGCAGGGCAUCUGACAGCCUUUAUCUCUUCUCCCCUGAUCCUUAUCCGACACCCCACCUCUUCUGCAGACUCCAGCUCACUCCCAAUGCCCUGGGUCCUUCAGGGUCCUUGGGAUGAGACAUCUCCAAACACCAGCCUGGGGGGUCGCCUUCCCCAGGCCCUCUGCCUCCCAUCGUGGCAAGGACUGCACCUUUGGUGUCCUUCCCUCCUAUGAUCUCUGAGCCCCUGAACACUGGCUCAUACCCGCUCUACCCAGAUGCAGCACAGAGGAGAAACCCAGGCAGCCUCCAAGGGCAGUGCCUUGAGGGCCAGUGCCUGGGGCACCUGUUGCACAGGGCACAGGACACAAAGGGCUGGGUGGUCCAUUCAAGCUCUCUUGGGGCCCGCAUCGAGCUCAGCCUGGGUCCUAGGAAGCCUGCCAGGCACCAGGUGCUGCUUGAGUCUGAAGGAGGCCCUGACUCCAGGUCGCCCACGGUGGCAGUGGGCCCCACGGAGCUUUUGUGGACCCUUGACCUGUUACCCUCGGGUGGAAGCCAAUAAGCCAGCCUCUCCCCAACUCUGCCAUCCAGGUCGGCACCAGUGUUGACUGAGAGAGCCCAGAGGUGAUCGUAAAGUGCCUGUCACUGUCCCCAGCUCUGUUUAUGUAGGCUGCAGAGCCAAGACAGCAAAUGCCACACGUCCGGGAGCCUCCCCAAGGCCGGCCCUGGGCCUUCCCCCAGGAAGAGCCCCACGGCCAGCUCCUUCCUGUCCCCCUGGUGGCCCCUUGCUCCUUCCUUCUGGAUAGGGGCCCAGAGGGCCCAGGAGAGUAUAAAGGCGAUGUGAAGGGUGCCCAACACAAUCAGACACCCAGUCACAGGCGAGAGCCCUGGGAUGCGCCGGCCAGAGGCCAUGCUGCUGCUGCUCACGCUUGCCCUCCUGGGGGGCCCCACCUGGGCAGGGAAGAUGUACGGCCCUGGAGGAGGCAAGUAUUUCACCACCACUGAAGAUUACGACCAUGAAAUUACAGGGCUGCGGGUGUCUGUGGGUCUUCUCCUGGUGAAAAGUGUCCAGGUGAAACUUGGAGACACCUGGGACGUGAAACAGGGCGCCUCAGGUGGGAAUACCCAGGAAGUCACCCUGCAGCCAGGCGAAUACAUCACAAAAGUCUUUGUCGCCUUCCAAACUUUCCUCCGGGGUAUGGUCCUGUACACCAGCAAGGACCGCACUUUCUAUUUUGGGAAGCUCGAUGGCCAGAUCUUCUCUGCCUACCCCAGCCAAGAGGGGCAGGUGCUGGUGGGCAUCUAUGGCCAAUAUGGACUCCUCGGCAUCAAGAGCAUUGGCUUUGAAUGGAAUUACCCACUAGAGGAGCCGACCACUGAACCGCCAGUUACUGUAACAUGACCAUCAAAGGCACCCUCGGGUCUCUAGGGUGGGGUACGGGGCCAUCUGAGCUGAGGCCAUCUGGGUGGUGGUGGCUGAUGGUACUGGAGUAACUGAGUCGUGACGCUGAACCUGAAUCCACCAAUAAAUAAAGCUUCUGCAAAAUCAGUG
Messenger RNA from Macaca mulatta (Rhesus monkey), 3714 nucleotides. It is a transcript of the gene ZG16B, whose product is annotated as zymogen granule protein 16B. The record is from RefSeq and is a predicted model, not a curated record. NCBI's taxonomy places the organism in Eukaryota, Metazoa, Chordata, Mammalia, Primates, Cercopithecidae.